This is a messenger RNA of Clunio marinus, 366 nucleotides long. NCBI's taxonomy places the organism in Eukaryota, Metazoa, Arthropoda, Insecta, Diptera, Chironomidae. The record is from the annotation of a GenBank genome assembly.
AUGUCAUUUGUUAAUAAAAUGAUAACAUUCGUAACAAUUCAAUGCUUUUUUCUCAUAAGUAUGAUGAUGGUUUUGAAAUAUGAAUGUAAACUUGUAAACUCACAAGGUGUCAUGGAAAACAAUGAUGAAAAUAAAUCAAAUGAAUUUUAUUACGUUUUUAUUUCUAUGCACUUUACUGUGAAGCAACCAAAACAUGUUGAAACAUUCGAAUUAUUAAAUCAAAAUCAUCUGCAUGUGAUGAAAUCAGAGAGAGAAGAAAUUAAAAUAGAAACAAGAUCCGUAGAUUUAUGGCAACAGGUUGCUUCUUAUAACACAAAUUUCUUCAUUAUAAAUAAUCAGAAAAAAUCACGAGAAAGUUGUAAAUAA